AUGGACGACAUUAAGAAAGACACCAUGAUGCCGGACGACCACUACAGCUCCAAACAGGAGAAAAGGGGAAGAAUCAGAGAGACGGAGCGAUUCUUUAAAGGGGCUGACAAAGAUGGCGGCGGGGCUCUGGGCGAGAUGGCGUUCAUAAGCGCCACGGGUCCAUGGGAGGAGGAGCUGAGAGCCUUGCACAUGCCGAUAGACGCCAACUGCGACGGAACCGUGGACUUCAAUGAGCUGCUGGACUUUGAACUGGGGAAACACUUUGCCGCCAAGAACCGGUCCUUUGACAACGUGUUUCCUUUGCCGAUUAAGAUAGUGGACGGCGGGCACCAGAACAAAAUCGUCAAAAUCGUGGCGAGGCUAUUGGAGAAGCCGGAGAAAAACAACAACAAAACAGGGUUCUACAUUUCAUUUGUCGACCCUCAGCUCCCUCAGGCUGAGGACCAGAACCUCCCUCAGGCUGAGGACCAGAACCUCCCUCAGGCUGAGGACCAGAACGUCCCUCAGGCUGAGGACCAGAACCUCCCUCAGGCUGAGGACCAGAACCUCCCUCAGGCUGAGGACCAGAACCUCCCUCAGGCUGAGGACCAGAACCUCCCUCAGGCUGAGGACCAGAACCUCCCUCAGGCUGAGGACUAG
Messenger RNA from Knipowitschia caucasica, 639 nucleotides. The record is from the annotation of a GenBank genome assembly. NCBI's taxonomy places the organism in Eukaryota, Metazoa, Chordata, Actinopteri, Gobiiformes, Gobiidae.